UUAACACGUGGCAGAAGAUGACGUCAUGACAGCAUUAACGUCCGUCGUCGUGGGAAAGGAGCUAGAAAACGGCUCUUGUUAAUAAAGGAGGGAUGAUUGGGGCUGUCAAGCUGUUGGAAUUCAAACACGUCACUGUGGAGGGUUUAAGGCGUCAAAAUUCUUUUCGGUUUUCAGUUUCUGUUUUUCUUUUUUUGGGUUUUUUAUGCUAUCUUCUCUCUAUUUUUCUUCUUCCAAGUUUGUUGGAUUGAAGAAAAAAUGGUUCGGAGUAUUGGGUUUGUUGGGAAUUCAGCUUUGAAUGAGAAUGAUGGUGGGAUGGAAGGGGAUUCAAGUCCUCUGAUUCCUCCUGGUUUUGGUUAUGAUGAUUAUGAGAGGGAGGAUGGGUUUUGUGGGGUUUAUGGAUUUGGAGCUAAUUGUAAAAGGAUGAGAAUGAUGAGUUCGAAUCAACAGACUGUAACUCCUCCAAAUCCACCUGUGGAUUCUAGUCCGCUUGGUUUAACACUGAGAAAAACGCCAUCUUUUUUAGAUCUCAUUGAAAUGAAACUCUCUCAAACCAGGAAGGUUUCUCCAAUGCAACAUUUCUAUUCCAAGAAGGCAAAGGAAGAUUUUGCUGCACAGCCCAUUUCAGAAAAAUUGAAAGCUUCUAAUUUCUCUGUAUUGGCACUCAGAAUCGGCUCUUGGGAGAGAGUUUCUCGAUACGAUGGAGACUUGGUAGGGAAAUGCUACUAUGCAAAGCGUAAAUUAGUUUGGGAGGUUUUGGAUUCUGGAUUGAAGAGUAAAAUUGAGAUUCAAUGGUCUGAUAUUUCCGGCAUUAGGGCGAAUUUUCGAGAAAACGAACCUGGAAUUCUAGAAGUUGAGCUGAAUCAUGCGCCUCAAUUCUCCCGUGAGACGAAUCCCCAACCACGAAAACACACUCUCUGGCAAGCUACUUCUGAUUUUACAGGAGGUCAAGCACUCAUCUACAGGCGACACUAUCUUCAACUCCCCCAGGGAGCCCUUGAGAAGCAUUAUGAAAAGCUCUUGCAAUAUGACAGCCGGUUAUAUGAGCUGAGCCAGAGCCCAUUCCCUACAAUAAACUCUCCCUACUUCUACUCAUGCGGUGGACCGGAAUUUCCUCCUGUUUUUGAUCGCACGUUCAAGAGCGGCUAUCCAUCUCGGUUUCCCCUACACGGCAUAGCAGGGCCUGUUGGAGUCCCUCUUCAGCAAGUUCAGAAAUUCAAACCUCCUACAAGAGCCAUUGGAGCUAAUGAUUCGACUUCGCCAUGCUCAGUUAUCGAUUACGCUCCAAUAGAAGCACAUUGUGCCAGGGAACACACCAAGCAUCAGAAGGCUUUGUUUUGGGGUGAAGGAUUCCGAACUCAAGUAAACAUUGGCAAUGUGAAUGGCAAUCAGAUUGAAGAACUGCCCUCGAUUGCUUCCGCACAUCAAACCAUUCGUAGACAAUUUUCAUCUAAUUUAUGUUCUUCGAUUUCUUCGAACGAUUGGGAUCUCAAUAAGAUUGCAACACACCUACUCAACGACCCGGUUGCAACCGGAUGCUCCGACGACAUCAAGAUCCUUGAGAAAGUGAAGUCCAUGUACUCCCUCCUCGAUGCAUCAUCUAAUUCAGAAACAGUAGCAGAAAGCAUUAGUAUGAAGCAGGAAGAGUAUAGUGAGGAGAUGAGUGUAACUGACUGGGUGAAGCUGGAAAGCUCCAAGCCGUCCGAUGACGAUGGCGGUCACCCGUUCCCGAAUCCAUUGAAUUGGUGGCCCCCAACAAACCCAAAUGAGAAUUCAUCGAUCCAUCUCCCUCGAAUCCUAUCAUAUCCAUACUUGUUCUUAGACCAAAUGAGGGAUGACCCAGAUGCAUAUGAUCAUAUUCACAUCAAUGAAGAGUAAUGUUGUUGUCCAGAUUGCAUAAACGUCAAGCCGAGCCGCUCGUCAAGUGGGCUGCGAGUGCAUUGAUUUGAUCCAUUAAUCCCACCCCGAUGAACGGUUCGGCCUGAUUUUUGUACCAAUGAUCUUCAACUUGGGGCCAAAAUUUUGGACGGCUUGGAUGCCGUAUACGCAUGGCACACUGACCACACACAGCUGUGUGGUCAUUCAUCUGAGGUUGGAUUGAAAGGAGAUGAUGCAUGAGUAGUGUGACUGUAAAUCUCCAAUGCUGUGAUUUUCAUUUAUUGGUAGGUAGAGUAGAAAUUGAAGUUUCCUUGUGAAAAAUCCAAUGCUGUCAAUAGAUAGAUGACUCAGAUCAUGGUUUUUAGACUCAGUGACUCAGAUCAACUUGUUCGGUCUCAAGUCGUGACUCGCGACCCACCUGAGCCUGGGGGUUGCAUUGGCCCGGCCGCCUGAGCCGAGUCAACUUGGGGUGCAACUCAUGAAUCGACUCGGUCGAGUCAAAUCAAUCUUGUCUGAGUCUUAAAACCAUGAUAUUAUAGAUGUGCUUGUUUGAUGAAAAAUGUUCCAAGGGUUGUAAGUUAUGUAGUGUUACUAGUUGCAUUGGGUCAUUUAAGUCCACUAAUUCCAAUCAAUUGAUCUCAA
This is a messenger RNA of Magnolia sinica, 2517 nucleotides long. RefSeq lists its product as uncharacterized. Lineage: Eukaryota; Viridiplantae; Streptophyta; Magnoliopsida; Magnoliales; Magnoliaceae. The record is from RefSeq and is a predicted model, not a curated record. The transcript is spliced from 6 exons. The coding region runs from base 256 to 1875 and encodes 539 amino acids.